CAAAAGCGGAAACUGAGACUUUACAUCUCCAACACAUUUAAUCCUGCAAAAUCUGAUGCUGAUGACUCUGAUGGCAGCAUUGCUUCAUGGGAGCUGCGAGUGGAGGGGAAGCUCCUGGAUGAUCUCAGCAAACAGAAACGGAAGUUUUCAUCUUUUUUUAAGAGUUUGGUUAUUGAACUGGACAAAGAUCUUUAUGGACCUGACAACCAUCUUGUGGAGUGGCACAGAACUCCCACAACCCAGGAAACUGAUGGCUUCCAGGUGAAAAGACCUGGUGAUGUCAGCGUGCGGUGCACAUUACUCCUCAUGUUGGACUACCAGCCUCCACAGUUUAAACUGGACCCACGAUUAGCCCGUUUGCUGGGGAUUCACACACAGACCCGGUCAGCUAUCAUCCAGGCUCUCUGGCAGUACAUCAAAACAAAUAAGCUGCAAGACUCCCAUGAUAAGGAAUACAUUAAUUGUGACAAGUACUUCCAGCAGAUCUUUGACUGUCCACGGCUAAAGUUUUCUGAAAUUCCUCAGAGACUCACUAACCUGCUGCUGCCACCAGACCCUAUCGUGAUAAAUCAUAUCAUCAG
Molecule: messenger RNA, 581 nt
Organism: Pelecanus crispus (Dalmatian pelican)
Lineage: Eukaryota; Metazoa; Chordata; Aves; Pelecaniformes; Pelecanidae
Source: RefSeq, a predicted model, not a curated record